AUGUGCAACCUCGAUACCGAAGGAGCCAAGUAUGACUGUGGGCACUACAUCAUCACCAGGAAACUGCGCAAGAUCGACUGCGAGAGCCCGUACUGUUAUAAUUCUCGCCGCCACCCAAACCCUUGCCCCGGCUGCUCGUGCGACCGCUACUUCGGCCCCGAUGCCUCCGAGAAGGUGAUUGCCGUCUACCGCGGCUACUGCCCCGAGUGCGCACCGUACUACGCCCACACGAUGUCCAAGCCAGGCAGGCGGUAG
Molecule: messenger RNA, 255 nt
Organism: Epithele typhae
Lineage: Eukaryota; Fungi; Basidiomycota; Agaricomycetes; Polyporales; Epitheliaceae
Exons: 5
Coding region: 1-255 (84 amino acids)
Source: RefSeq, a predicted model, not a curated record